ACGGGACAACAGCUGCGAGGGAGGCGUGUUCGUAGCGUCUGCAGCAGCCGUUGUUUCUAUCGUCUCUCUGUAACCGGCGUGCGUGUGUGUUUUAGCACGUCAACUUUAGCGCCUACUUUCGGUUCUCCUAUUUUUUUUCCCAACUUUCUUCUUCCUCCUCCGACUGUCGGCUGCAUUCGCCUCUUCGUCUUCUUCCGUCUCCCGGUGAUUCCUUCUUCUCUGCCCGUGUUUCGAAAGUAGCCCCCGCGACAUCGACCCAGCGCAAUGGAACGCGACAAGGCAUCCGACCAGCUCAAGGAAUACAAGGAGACUCACAAGCCGGAGCUCCUGACCACCUCGUGGGGUGCCCCCGUCGCCGACAAGACCAAUGUGCUCACCGUUGGACCCCGAGGUCCCGUCCUGCUGCAAGAUGUCGUCUUUCUGGACGAAAUGGCGCACUUUGACAGGGAGCGUAUCCCAGAACGUGUCGUCCACGCCAAGGGCGCCGGAGCGUUUGGCUACUUUGAAGUGACCCAUGACAUCACCAAAUACACCAAGGCUUCCAUCUUCAGUCAGGUUGGCAAGAGGACUCCCAUGGCCGUGCGCUUCUCCACCGUCGGUGGAGAGAGUGGCUCGGCGGACACCGUCCGUGAUCCUCGCGGCUUCGCUGUCAAGUUCUACACUGACGAAGGCAACUGGGAUCUUGUUGGCAACAACACCCCCAUCUUCUUCAUCCGGGACCCAUUCUUUUUCCCUAGCUUCAUCCACACGCAGAAGCGGAACCCGGCCACCCACCUGAAGGAUGCCGACAUGUUCUGGGACUUCAUCAGCCUCCGUCCAGAGACCACGCACCAGGUCAUGUUCCUCUUCUCCGACCGUGGUAUCCCUGAUGGCUACAGGCACAUGAAUGGCUAUGGCUCGCACACCUUCAAGCUGGUCAACGCCAAGGGUGAAGCUGUCUACUGCAAGUUCCACUACAAGACUGACCAGAAAAUCAAGAACUUGCCUGUGCAGAAGGCAGAUGAGUACGCUUCCAAAGACCCAGACUAUUCCAUUCGUGACCUCUACAAUGCCAUCGCCAACAAGCAGUACCCAUCUUGGACCUUCUACAUCCAAGUUAUGACUUUCGAACAGGCAAAGACCUGGAAGUUCAACCCCUUCGACUUGACUAAGGUGUGGCCUCAUGCGGAGUUCCCCUUGAUUCCUGUGGGCAAGAUGGUGCUGGACCGCAACCCGAAGAACUACUUCUCUGAAGUGGAGCAGAUUGCUUUCUGUCCUGCGAACCUUGUGCCGGGUGUCGAGCCCAGUCCCGACAAGAUGCUUCAGGGACGUCUGUUCUCCUACAGUGACACGCACAGGCACCGCCUUGGGCCCAACUUCUUGCAGAUCCCUGUGAACUGCCCCUACAAGGCACGCACAGCCAACUAUGAGCGCGAUGGUUUCAUGGCUGUGAAAGAACAAGAUGGAGCACCAAACUACUUCCCGAACAGCUUCUCUGGACCGGUGGAUAACCCUAAGUUGAAAGAGCACAGCUUCCCAGUUUCUGGAGAUGUUGACCGCUGGAACAGUGCUGAUGAGGACAACUUCACUCAGCCAGGCAACUUCUGGAAGAUGCUGAGUGCCGAGGAAAGGGACCGCCUGACCUCUAACAUCGCCAACCACCUGAAGGAUGCUCAGGACUUCAUCCGCCAGCGGGCAGUAACAAACUUCACCAAGGCGCACCCCGAAUGCGGGGGCCAGAUCGCCAAGAAGCUUGAGAAGCUCGUGCAGAGCGCGAAACUUUGAGGAUCAUCUGCUACAUGAACCCUUCACUGAGCAACUUCAUCCUGGGACAUGGUGCACGUAGGCCUUAAUCUGCUGCCAAUAACAGUUGCUGUUUCACGGGUGCUGCGUCACGUUACUCGCAAGCACUGCUGCUAUGGUGUCCUUUACUUAACUUGAUUGUUAUACUUCCCUUUCCUUGUUGCUGGUCAAUAAACAUUUGUUUGCUCUUUU
Dermacentor andersoni is the source of this 1974-nucleotide messenger RNA. RefSeq names its product Catalase (gene Cat). Gene Ontology annotation, cellular component: cytoplasm; peroxisome; mitochondrion. Gene Ontology annotation, molecular function: catalase activity; heme binding. The record is from RefSeq and is a predicted model, not a curated record. Gene Ontology annotation, biological process: response to hydrogen peroxide; hydrogen peroxide catabolic process. NCBI's taxonomy places the organism in Eukaryota, Metazoa, Arthropoda, Arachnida, Ixodida, Ixodidae.